GUCUCUUGCUUCGAAUUUUCUUCGGUUAAAAUAAAAAAAGACUACUCUGCAUGGGGAGUCAUCGGGAAAUCAGGAUCCGACAGCGCCGGCGGAUUUUCCCGGCUAAAUGCGAGACACCAUGAGACGCAGUUUUUUUAUAUAAUCCUCAGAAACUAGCAGGAAAAAUGAUGAUAAUAACCGCGACGAUAUCCACAGCAACAGAGACAAUAAGCAGAACAAUUCAGUGAAACUCCAAAAAGGAGUUGCUAAAUUUUCCAUUAUUUUCAUUUAAGUCCCUCUGCAAUGGCUGCCACGACUAAUUCAACGACGACUCCAGUAGACUCAGUCUCGGCUGAUGAGUUAGCAGCCAAGGCCGUGCAAAAAAGAUACGAAGGGUUAGGGACGGUUCGAACCAAGGCUACAAAAGGUAAAGGAGCAUGGUAUUGGGCAUAUCUCGAACCCAUGCUUGUUCGUAAUACCGAUACCGGACUCCCCAAAGCUGUAAAACUCCGAUGCUCUUUGUGCGACGCUGUUUUCUCAGCGUCUAAUCCUUCAAGAACAGCUUCAGAACAUCUAAAGAGGGGAACAUGUCCCAACUUUAACGCUUUUGCUAAACCCAUUUCUUCUGUUUCUCCAUCUCCGACAACGCUAGCAGUUGGAACCGCUACUCAAAAUAAUAGAAAACGGCCUUCUUCGGUCACGGUAACUGCCACUGGCCAGGACCUUGACGCAUCCGGUUCUGGUCCGGGUUACUCUUAUGAGGCUACUCCGUUGGCUAUUGUUGAUCCUUCAAGAUCAUUUGGGGAGUUAGCUUACUCGCCGUCGCCUGGGGCAGUUGUGACGGCGAGUGAUGGAAGUUUCGCGCCACAAAAUCAACAUCAUUUGGUUUUAUCUGGAGGUAAAGAGGAUUUAGGUGCUUUGGCUAUGUUGGAAGAUAGUGUAAAGAAGCUAAAAUCUCCUAAAAUAUCACCUGGGCCAACUUUAAGCAAAUCCCAGAUUGAGCGUGCAAUUGAUUUAUUAGCUGAUUGGAUUUAUGAGUGUUGUGGGUCGGUUUCAUUUUCGAGUCUUGAACAUCCAAAGUUCAGAGUUUUUCUUAAUCAGGUCGGGUUACCGCCAGUUUCAAGCAGGGAGCUUGCUGGGAGUAGAUUGGAUGUUAAGUAUGAGGAAGUGAAAGCAGAAUCCGAGGCCAGGAUUAGAGAUGCUAUGUUCUUCCAGGUUUCAUCUGAUGGGUGGAAAGUUAGGAGCGUUUCUAGUGGCGAGCGGAGCUUGGUGAACUUGACCGUGAAUUUGCCUAAUGGGACUAGUUUGUAUAGAAGGGCAGCUUUUGUUAGUGGUUUUGUUCCUUCAGAAUAUGCAGAGGAGGUGAUGUGGGAAACGGUGACCGGAAUUUGCGGGAAUGCCGUGCAGCAGUGUGCAGGGAUUGUUGCUGACAAGUUUAAGGCUAAAGCAUUGAGGAAUUUGGAGAAUCAGCACCAUUGGAUGGUUAAUCUUUGUUGUCAGUUCCAGGGUUUUAAUAGUUUGAUUAAGGACUUUAACAAGGAGGUUCCUUUGUUCAAGACAGUGACCGAUAACGCCUUGAAACUUGCAAAUUUCAUAAAUAUCACUCCUCAAUUUCGAAUUAGCUUUGAAAAGUAUCUGUUACACGAGUGUGGGAGUACUGAGUUCUUGAGGGUGCCUUUGCGUGAUCACGAGAGCUUGAACUUUGGACAUGUUUAUACAAUGAUUGAAGAUAUAUUGAACUCUGCUCGGGCAAUUCAGUUGGUUUUGCUUGACGAAACAUAUAAAAUGGUAUCCAUGGAAGAUCCGGUCGCUGGAGAAGUUGCUGAGAUGAUUCGAGAUAUGGGGUUUUGGAAUGAUUUAGAGGCAGUGCAUUCAUUGGUUAAAUUGAUCAAGGAAAUGGUACAAGAGAUUGAAAAUGAAAGACCAUUAGUUGGGCAAUGUCUACCGCUUUGGGAAGAUCUCAGAACCAAGGUGAAGGAUUGGUGUUCGAAAUUUCACAUUGCAGAAGGUCCAGUAGAGAAACUGAUUGAAAGGCGGUUCAGGAAGAACUACCACCCGGCUUGGGCUGCUGCAUAUAUACUCGAUCCACUUUAUUUGAUCAAAGAUAUGAGUGGGAAAUACCUUCCCCCUUUCAAAUACUUGACAGUUGAGCAAGAAAAGGAUGUCGAUAAGCUGAUAACCAGGCUUGUAUCAAGGGAGGAGGCUCAUAUUGCUCUUAUGGAACUUAUGAAAUGGAGAACAGAAGGGCUUGAUCCGGUAUAUGCUCGAGCUGUGCAGAUGAAGGAAAGAGAUCCUAUCACUGGGAAAAUGAAAACUGCUAAUCCCCAAAGCGGUAGGCUUGUUUGGGAAACGUAUCUUACCGAGUUCAAGUCAUUAGGGAAAGUCGCAGUUAGGCUUAUUUUCCUCCAUGCAACCUCGUGCGGAUUCAAAUGCAACUGGUCUUUGUUGAGACGGAUAGGUGCUCAUGGACAUUCAAGAGUAGGCAUGGAGAGGGCUCAAAAGUUGUUAUUCAUCGCAGCGCACUCCAAGCUCAACCGGAGGGUUUUUUCCAGUGACGAAGACAAGGAUGUAGAGCUUUUCAAAUUGGUAAACGGUGAGGAUGAUGUGCUAAAUGAGGUUCUUGUGGAAACAUCCUCAGUGAGCAUUGGAGAAAGAUAUUAUGGGACUGGAAAGACCACCAUAAGAUGGUUGGCCGUUAGCAUUGUUGGACCAUGAUUGCAGAGGAAUUUGGCAGAAGAAUCCAAAGGAAGUGAAAGUUUUCGGCAAGGUUGUGUGUCGUCUCGCAAUAUGUUCCUUGAGCCAGUCGGGUGGAUGGCGAACCGAGUUUCGAUACGUGGGUCAGCGACCUCGGAAGGACCCUGAGACAAGGCCUUUCAAGCUGGAGGAGCACUUGUACAAGUCCCAUGUCCUUUUUUGUGCGCCAUUGGGAGAUUGGAACCCCGCCAUGAAAGUGAAUGUCAUUUUCCAAGCUUUGGUUUUCUGUGUAGGAGAAAGAUCAGACUUUUGCCAUCAAAUCAUAUUUGGGGUU
Hibiscus syriacus is the source of this 3007-nucleotide messenger RNA. RefSeq lists its product as uncharacterized. The transcript has 2 exons. Bases 283 to 2694 code for a protein of 803 amino acids. The record is from RefSeq and is a predicted model, not a curated record. NCBI's taxonomy places the organism in Eukaryota, Viridiplantae, Streptophyta, Magnoliopsida, Malvales, Malvaceae.